Knipowitschia caucasica is the source of this 1350-nucleotide messenger RNA. Lineage: Eukaryota; Metazoa; Chordata; Actinopteri; Gobiiformes; Gobiidae. The record is from the annotation of a GenBank genome assembly.
AUGUCCCGACCGCCUGGUGCCAUCCCGCCCCCUCACCCCGGUGGAGGAGUGGCCACUGGAGUCGGACCCAACCAGGGAUCAGGACCCCCUCCAGGCUACGUGGGCAACCAGCAGCAGGCCAUGAUGAAGCAGAUGAUGGCCAUGGAGCAGGAGAAGAGAGUCCAGAUGCACAUGAUGGAGCAGCAGAAACAGCAGCUCUUCCGAGAGCAGAGGCAGCAGCAGCAGCAGCAGCUGUUGGCUGAACAGCUUCAGCAGCAGCAGCAUCUUCCGCGACAGAUGGGGCACGGCCAGAGGAAUCCAUACCCUCCAGUCAAUCAGUACCAAGGACCUCCCCAAGAGCUGGCAUCGCGGAGUCAGGCUCUCCAGAACAUCCGCGCAGCACGCCUUCUGCAGCAGCAGAACCAGCAGCAAAUGGUCCAGAUGGGAUCGGUCCAAGGACAGGGAGGCUCCGUGGGACCUCAGUCCGACAUGGGACUACCGUACGGCAACCAAGCAUCUAAUCAGGGGUCUCUCUAUGGACUCAACCCCAGCAUGAGCCAAAUGAUGCACCAGCAGCACCAAAGCCAAGGUGUCCAGCCCCCCAUGGGACUUCAAGCACAGCACAACCCAGCGGCGGGGCCUCGGCAGGCGGGACCAGGAGUGGGGGGCAUGCCCGGUGGUCCGGGAGCUCCAGGAUAUGGAGGCCAGGGGAUGAUGAUGCAGCAGUCCCUAAAAGGACCUCCCAAUGCCAAAGCACAGGCUCAGAGACUGCAAAGCAUGCUGGGAGCCGGAGGGGGAGGAGGUCCAGGUCUGGGGGCGGGUGGCUGGCCGCAGCAGCAGGGACAGGGGCUGGUGAACAGGACUACAGGGGGAGACAUGGUGGGCUUCAGCUCCACACAGGGCUACAUGCAGCCUGGACAGCCACGCAUGGCAAAGCAACACUUUCAGGGCCCAGGACAAGGCAUGAGCCAGGCCAUGGACCCACGGGUAGGAAACCCCGCAGCAGCAAUGGGCGGCCCCAUGAUGGGCCCUCACAUGAGCGGCCAGCCCAGGACCAACCAGCCGCGGCCCAUGGUCAUGAACCAGGGUAUGAACCAGGGGGUGAUGGGACAGGGAAUGAGCUCCAUGGGAGGGUUCGGCCCUGGACCUGGGGGUCCCAGCAUAGCUGGAGGAGGAGCAGGGGGACCAUACGGACCAGGGGGUGUCACGGGUCAGCCACAGAGUUACCAGAGGACACCAAAUCAGGACAUGUCAACGUACGGUUACGGGGGCGGGCCCUCGGGUGGGGCAGCCUUCGGUCUGGGCGAUGGCUCAGGGGCUGAGUUGGACUCGAGUGACGGUUGGAUGGAGGAGUUUUUCCCAGGACAAUAG